AUUCAGUUUCUCCGUCAUGUCUGUCCACUCUGUCGAUGUAGACUUUCGUGCCCACUGGCUUUUUUUCAGUCCAAAAUGGCUGCAGCGCUAUUGCAGCACCGAAAGGACCUUCCCGGCUACCGUAGUGUCCCAUUGCCUUCCCACUUCUGUCCUCCACACAGUUCUGCUCCGUUUUCCCUCGCUUGUCUUCUGAUCAGCAUGUCAGAGUACAAAGUGGUAUCGUCACCAGGCUUCGGUCCCCCUCUAGGAGGAGAGGCAGGUUUUGGGAACGGAACAGAAGGGAACAAGAAAGAUGCGUUUGCUGACGCCGUGCAGCGGGCCCGGCAGAUUGCAGCUAAGAUUGGGAGUGACACUGUCCCUCCCAUGAACAACACGUCAUCAGAUGCUUUUCCAUUCACCACACAGAAACGGCAGCUGGAGGACGCAGAUGAACCAGAAAGCAAGAAACUGGCUGCACAAAGUGACUUAGAUUCAGCAAAAUCACUGUCUAUUAGUGCACAGCUAGCUGCUCUUGCACAACAAAGGCCCGCCGCCGCCUCAGAGGAGUACAGCGUUCCAGACAGUAUGGUGGGACUCAUUAUUGGUCGUGGCGGUGAACAGAUCAAUAAGAUUCAACUGGAGUCAGGUUGCAAAGUUCAGAUUGCUCCAGACAGUGGGGGCCUUGCAGAGAGGAGCGUCUAUCUAAUAGGCUCACAUGACUCCAUACAGAAAGCCAAAAGGCUGUUGGACGACAUAGUGUCACGAGGGAGAGGUACACCUCCUCCAUCUUAUCAUGAGUCCACCGAUGGACAGAACGGCACAGUUCAUGAGAUGAUGAUCCCAGCUGGGAAGGCUGGCCUUGUCAUUGGCAAGGGAGGAGAGACCAUCAAACAGCUGCAGGAGCGUGCAGGGGUGAAGAUGAUCCUGAUCCAGGAUGCUUCUCAGGGACCUAAUGUUGACAAGCCCCUGCGCAUUAUAGGAGACUCCUACAAAGUCCAGCAAGCCCUGGAGAUGGUGCAGGAGAUUCUGAGAGAGAGAGACCACGGUGGCUAUAGUGAAAGAAAUGACUUUCAUGGCAUGGAUAUCCCCGUACCACGACACUCAGUUGGUGUCGUCAUCGGACGCAAUGGAGAAAUGAUUAAGAAAAUCCAGAAUGAUGCUGGAGUUAGAAUACAGUUCAAACAAGAUGAUGGGACUGGUCCAGAUAAGAUUGCCCACAUCAGCGGUCCUCCUGAUUGCUGCGAACAUGCCGCCCAGAUCAUCAACGACCUGCUGCAGAGCAUCAGAGUGAGGGAGGAGGGGCAGGGGGUGUUCUCUCUGUGCCAUCGAGAGGGUCCUCCGGGCAUGCCUGCGGGCAACAGGGGCAGAGGAGGAGGACAAGGUGGUUGGGAUCCGUCUGGAGGCGAAAUGACCUUCUCUAUUCCUGCUCACAAGUGUGGGCUCGUAAUUGGCCGAGGAGGAGAGAACGUUAAGUCCAUCAACCAGCUGACGGGGGCCUUUGUGGAAAUCUGUCAACAGCCGCCCCCCAGCAGAGACCCAAACUUCAAGCUGUUUAUCAUCCGGGGCUCGCCGCAGCAGAUCGACCACGCCAAGCAGCUCAUUGAAGAGAAGAUUGAGGGUCCUCUGUGUCCUGUGGGCCCGGGGCCAAGUGGUCCAGGUCCUGUUGGUCCAUUGGAUCCCUAUAACCCCAACCCAUAUAACCCAGGACCGCCUGGGGCCCCGGGACCACCUCAUGGUGGUCCUCCGGGGCCUCACCAAUACACUUCACAAGGCUGGAGCAACACCUACCAGCAGUGGCAGCCCCAGGCACCCCAUGACCCCAGCAAGGCAGCAGCCAGUGACCCCAGUGCAGCCUGGGCAGCCUACUACGCUCAGUACUACCAACAGCCGCCGGGCUCUGUGCCAGCCCAGUACCCCGCAAACCCAGCUGGAGGUGCCCAAACAUCAGGGGACCAGACUCAGCCUGCACAGACGGCGGGAGGCCAGCCAGACUACAGCAAGGCCUGGGAGGAGUACUACAAGAGGAUAGCACCGGGUGCUGAUGGGAGUGCAGCAUCCACAGCUGGAGGCCAGCCGGACUACAGCGCAGCCUGGGCGGAGUACUACAGGCAGCAGGCAGUGUACUACGGACAGACAGGACAGGCCCCCGGCCAAUCAGCCACUCCCCAGCAAGGACAGAUGCAGUGAGAGUUCACGGCAGAAGGUCUGAUGCUCAACAGGAUGAAGAGGACAACCCUGAACUUUAGGCUAGGAUCACUGUUAAGUUUAAUUUUUUAAAAAUCUUUUAUUAUAAGUAGAACUGUAACCUUUCCUCAAAUGCCAACACAUCUAUCUAAUUUUUUGUUUACUGUCCUCUUAAGACUUUGAAGUCUCAUUUUAACGCACUUUCACAUCUCAGUGUAAUAUUUACUGAAUUGCACAGCACUAUUAGAACAAUAAUAUUGUGUAUCUGGUACAGAUAAUAUAUCAGACAUAUUUUUAAAGCUUACUUAAUUCGCUCACCAUGUUUAUUUCCCUCUGGUGAGGCUUGCAUUGUGUAAAAUAGUUUUAUUUUGCUUAUGAAUGUGUACAAUAUUUUGUGUGAGUGUGGCAGUUUGACAAUGUACAUAUGGAACAGGAUGCGUUGACUAACACUUGUUUAAAGCUGGUAGAGAUAGAUAGAUAAAAAAAAACAAAGAGCAGGGCCACUCUUCAGCUGCAGAACAGCUUCAGUCAGCUGCCUACUGUGACAGUCAUAGCAGACCAAGCCAAGCCGCGAGCGGUUUGAGGGAGGAAAUGUGGAAAUGUUUUUACACCCAGAUUAUUAUAACAUUUUAACUGGGGAGACCGUGAUAAAGCCUAAUAACUGUCAUUGCCUCCCCAUAAACUGCUUAAAUUAUGCACCUUAAAAAAAGGCUGUGCAUCUUUGUUUUGGCCUUGGACACAAGUGGCUAAUGUCAUUCAGUUUAUGUUGCCAUGUAACUUUUCUCCUUACCUCACUUUGUUUUUAUUACAUGCCCAUCUGUGAUUUUGCUUCUUCAAAUGUUCUUUCUGGAGACAGAAGCUAACAGCUUUAAUUUAGGGUCAAGAAAAAAAUACACUGGCUUUGAAGGACAAGAUGCAAAGAAAAAGAUGCUCUUCAGUUUUGGCUGGCUUACUGUCAACAACCAUAGUUAUUUCAUGUUGCUCUGAAGACAUUUUACACAUAAUAAUAGCAGCUGCUUAUCUGUCUUGGUCAUGUAGUGACUUUAAAGUGUCUUUUUCACAUGGAGGCUCUGCCAUCAACUAGUUUACACAGCUGCAGGUUCUACAUGGGCAACAUGUCACACAAGGUUUACCAUGCAUUUGAACCAUGCUGUGGUUUCAUCCCAAAUUUCAGUGCUAUUGCCUUUCUGCUUUGGUUUUUAAAGAGGCAAACAAAAUUCUUUGCCUUCCCACUGUCAUUGUUUGUGCACAAAAGAAUGAAAUUUAGUCUUCCAACGUGUCCCACUUUAGCUUGGUUUUGAAUUACAGGGAUGUGUCUGGUAUGAAUCUCUGUAUUCUGGACGGCAACUGUGAGUUGAUAUUGUGAAUAAAUGACUACCAGCAGCAAACCUCUGAAUUAA
Molecule: messenger RNA, 3563 nt
Organism: Monopterus albus (swamp eel)
Lineage: Eukaryota; Metazoa; Chordata; Actinopteri; Synbranchiformes; Synbranchidae
Product: far upstream element-binding protein 2-like
Exons: 18
Coding region: 76-2166 (696 amino acids)
Biological process (GO): regulation of DNA-templated transcription
Molecular function (GO): RNA binding
Source: RefSeq, a predicted model, not a curated record